GAGGAGCGGAGCUCUGCGGGUUCGCCUCUCCGCUUUCCCCUGAAUUAGACCGAGGAGAAGAGGUUCACAGAGACGCUGCUGGGAUUUUGUUUCCUUCUCCAGCCACCAUACUGUUCCCACAUUUGGUUUUAAUAUUAACUGUGUACAUUUUCUCUGUGGAGGGAAGUUGAGGAGGGAAUGAGCAGCAGGGGAAAUCUGCCGUGACUUUAGUCGGAGGAGAAAGUGGCCCCCGGUGCCAACAGGGCAGAUAGUUGCUGCUGCUGCUGCUGUCUGUCUGUCUGUGCUGCAGUGUGGAGGAUCAUCACUGGGAGCUGCUGAGGAGGAAAAGCUCGCUCACUUCUUCUGUAUGUCGCCUCGGAAAUAAAACCACAGCGCCAAGAUGGACCUGAAGCUGCUCUUGAUCUCCACAUUGUUAGGAGUCUUCUGUUUCAGCAGUGCUCAGAAAGAGGGGAACGAGUGCAUCAAUGCCAACGCCAAAUACUGCGGGGAGUGCAUCCAGGCUGGAGCCAAAUGUGGCUGGUGUAAAGACCCAGACUUCUUGAAACAGGGUGAGACUGUGUCGACCCGCUGUGACGAGAUGCAGUCUCUGAUAAAAAGGGGCUGUGAUGAAGGGAUGAUCGAGAACCCAACUGGGGAACAGAUGGUCCUCAGGAACAAAACAGUGACAAAUCGCAAAAAGGGAGCCGAGAAACUGAAGCCAGAGGAAAUCACUCAGAUCCAGCCUCAGAAACUCACCCUCACCCUCCGAUCUGGUCAGCCCCAGUCUUUUGACUUGAAGUUCAAACGAGCAGAAGACUAUCCUAUCGACCUGUACUACUUGAUGGACCUGUCCUACUCCAUGAAGGACGAUUUGGAGAAUGUCAAAAACCUGGGAACAAGUCUAAUGCUGGAGAUGUCAAAGAUCACCUCUGACUUCAGGAUAGGUUUUGGCUCCUUCGUGGAAAAGACAGUCAUGCCGUACAUCAGCACCACCCCAGCCAAGCUGCUUAACCCAUGCACAGGCGACCAGAACUGCACCAGCCCGUUCAGCUACAAGAACGUCCUGAAGCUGACCAGCGAUGGCAAGAAGUUCAACACCCUGGUGGGCCAGCAGCACAUCUCUGGAAACCUGGACUCUCCUGAGGGGGGGUUUGAUGCCAUCAUGCAAGUGGCUGUGUGUGGGGAUCAUAUUGGCUGGAGGAAUGUGACUCGUCUGCUAGUGUUCUCCACUGACGCUGGCUUCCACUUUGCUGGUGAUGGCAAACUGGGCGGCAUCGUUCUGCCCAAUGAUGGAAAAUGUCACCUGGAGAACAACGUGUACACCAUGAGCCACUACUAUGACUAUCCCUCCAUCGCUCACCUGGUUCAGAAGCUGAGCGACAACAACAUUCAAACCAUCUUUGCGGUCACAGAAGAGUUCCAGCCUGUUUACCAGGAGCUGAAGAACCUGAUCCCAAAGUCUGCAGUGGGCACUCUGUCUGCCAACUCAAGCAAUGUAAUCAACCUGAUUAUAGACGCUUACAAUUCUCUGUCGUCGGAGGUCAUCCUGGAGAACAGCAAGCUUCCAGAGGGAGUGACCAUAGCCUACACAUCCCACUGUAAGAACGGAGUGGUUAGUGAGGGUGAGAGUGGAAGGAAGUGCUCCAACAUCUCAAUCGGAGACGAGGUCAUGUUCACCAUCAGCGUGACAUCUAAGGGCUGUCCCAAACAAGGCAAGCCCGAGACCAUCAAGAUAAAGCCCCUGGGAUUCACAGAGGAGGUGGAGAUCACGCUCAACUUCAUCUGUGAGUGUGAAUGCAACAAGGACGGUGUCAAGAACAGUCCGCUCUGCCACUUUGGUAACGGGACCUACGAGUGCGGAGCCUGCAAGUGUAAUGAAGGCCGUGUGGGCAGACAGUGUGAGUGCAGCAGCAACGACGUGGCCACAGAGGACAUGGACCGGACCUGCCGUAAAGACAACGGGACCGACAUCUGCAGCAACAACGGAGACUGCGUGUGCGGCACAUGUGAGUGCAAGAAGAGAGACAACCCUGAGGAGAGGUACAGCGGCCAGUACUGCGAGUGUGACAACUUCAACUGUGACCGCUCUGGAAACAAACUGUGUGGCGGGCAUGGACGCUGUGAGUGCCGAGUGUGUGUCUGUGACCCAAUGUGGACCGGAAGUGCUUGUGACUGUUCUCUGGACAACAGCACGUGUAUGGCCAGCAACAAGCAGGUCUGUAACGGCAGGGGAAUGUGUGAAUGUGGCAUUUGCAAGUGCACCGACGCCAAAUUCCAGGGUCCCACCUGUGAGACUUGUCCUACCUGUCCAGGAGUCUGUACUGAACACAAAGAGUGCGUCCAGUGCCGGGCGUUUGGCACCGGUGAGAAGAAGGACACGUGUGAGAAAGACUGCAUGUACUUCAACCUGAUCAAAGUGAAGGACAGGGAGAAGCUGCCCCAGCCCAACGACGCCGUUUACCCCGUGAUGCACUGCAAGGAGAGGGACGCCAACGACUGCUGGUUCUACUACACCUACGCCGUCAACAACAACACGGAGAAGGAGGUCCAUGUGGUCGACACGCUGGACUGCCCCGCCGGUCCUGACAUCAUCCCCAUUGUCGCGGGCGUGGUCGCCGGCAUUGUCCUGAUUGGCUUAGCCCUGCUGCUCAUCUGGAAGCUGCUGAUGAUCAUCCACGACAGGAGAGAGUUCGCCAAGUUUGAGAAGGAGAAGAUGAACGCCAAAUGGGACACGCAAGACAACCCCAUAUACAAGAGUCCUGUCAAUCAGUUCCAGAAUCCAAACUAUGGACGUAGAGCUGCUGUCCUUUAAGGUGAAAAUCCAAUCUACAAAAGUGCUGUCACGACUGUGGUCAACCCCAAAUAUGAAGGAAAAUGAUGACGUCAUACUUUUCAAUGGACUCUGCUAUCAAGUAUCUGACAGCUGCAGUAUUUACCGCAGGUCUGG
Molecule: messenger RNA, 2926 nt
Organism: Epinephelus moara (kelp grouper)
Lineage: Eukaryota; Metazoa; Chordata; Actinopteri; Perciformes; Serranidae
Gene: itgb1a
Product: integrin, beta 1a
Exons: 17
Coding region: 380-2791 (803 amino acids)
Biological process (GO): cell migration; cell adhesion mediated by integrin; integrin-mediated signaling pathway
Cellular component (GO): focal adhesion; cell surface; integrin complex
Molecular function (GO): laminin binding; collagen binding involved in cell-matrix adhesion; C-X3-C chemokine binding
Source: RefSeq, a predicted model, not a curated record